UUGGUUAACUUUGUUUUAUUGUUAUUUCUAACUGCAACUUUACACAUAAUGAAGCGUCAAUUACGAGGCAGCUUCAGGUCGAACGCGGAGGUUUUGUCGGAUGUGGACACGUCGAGUAUGAGCGGUAAGCUCGAAUACCUGGAAAAGUAUUCGGUAGCACCUUCGCCAAGCAGAGAUUAUUACGGAUUGAGAGUGGUCAACGACCAGGUGACACUCUAUCAUUGGCGAAUCUCGCACGGUCCUCACAAAACACCCAUCGUACGAACCUCCAGUUUCGUUGAUUUCAAGCAAGAUCAUCCGCUGCAAGAGGAAAUUCGACGUAUUUUUGGUGAAUAUUUGCUGAAACACAUAAGAAACAUCACUUCCGGGAAAAAUACGUUACUAACAUUACCAAGGUGUCUAAUUAACAAAUUAAUCAAAUAUCUCACUGUGCAGGACGUUAUCAUAUUAAGAUCUCUAUCACGUGUCUCUAAAGAAAUUUUCGAUGACAAUCACGUGUGGGAAACGCUGUACAAAAAAUAUAGUCCAAUAACGAGGAAUAAGUACGACGAAUUGCGUAUCACGUGCAAUUGGAAACAAUUAUUCCAAUUGGCAAAAAUUCAGGAAUUAACUUACGAUCAAAAAAUGUUUCGAGCUCGUGGAAAUGCAAAACAGAAGUCAAUGAAUCCGAAAACCGACAGUUUAACAAGAGGAAAUCUAAAGCCAGAGAACUUGGCGAAAGCGACCUCAAAGAUCGAGAAUUCCAUGAAACUCUCCGGCUCGAGUUCUAAAAUAGCAUCAAAAAUCGUCCCGCCAGAAAAUCAGUUUACAAAAAAACCGGCAGAAAUCCCUCGUAAAAAGAACACGCAGAAUGCUAUUUCGGGAAAAUUGUCCGAUAAUCGUCUGAACGAAACGACGAUCGACAGGGAGAAGAUCGUUUCAGAGAAGAAAACUUCCGCCAUUAAAUCGUUGCAAAUAGCCGGGCAGAAAAAUAUAAAAGCAAUGAAAGACCAUACGGUCGCAAUUAAAACCGAUACCAGAGACCCGAUUGCUAACAAAGUUACCGAAACAAAGUCAAACAAACCUCAGAAUAAAAUGAAAAGGAUUGACGUUAAGGCCAGUAACGUAAGCCUAAGAACUGCAGAAGAUAAAUCGAGUAACGUCAAGUCUAAGAACUCAGCAACUCCAAAGGUAAACAAAACUGAGAAAGCAACGCGUUCGAUUCAGAGUGAUCAGGCGAAACCGAAACCAAAAGGCAAGACGAAGAAAAUCGGUCACAGUAAGUCGACGAUCUUGAACACGAGCACCGAUCUUCUGAACGAUCAUUCGCCAAUUAAGGACGACAGCUUCGAUCUGGCGGAUUUAAUCCAGGCUAGCUUGAAAAACAUUCGUAGCCCGAGAAGUAUAUUCGACUAUAGCUUCAGCUGCAUCGAGAAAACGAAGUCUUGCGCCGGUGACACGACCAUGUUGCAAGAGAUCAGUCGCAAGAUGGCCGAUCAUCCGAGAGCUUUGAAGAGCGGCCACGCGAAGGCGACUCUUGACCGAUUGUCCGAAAAAUCGGAGCCUCUCACCGCGAAAUCGAUAGAUUCCGGCAACAAGAGCGAACUGUCCCACGGAUCUCUCACGCCCAAGUAUUUGAAGUUGUUGAACAGUGAAUUGAAGAAAUCGACAGAGUUGAACAAGAAUCGUAACGUCGCGAUACCAGAGGAGAAAAUAGAUCACAGUGAAAGAUACGGAGCCUAUAAUAAAUAUCCAUCACCAAGGAUACUGGACAAGGAACUGAAGAAAUCAACUCCUCAAAAGGAGAUUGAUAAGAUGAGUAUGUUGCGUGCACUAGGAACGAGGAAUUUACAUGGUAAAAAUGUUGUAUCUAAUUCAAUGGAUGAGAUAAAUCGGUAUGAAUUGAAGAAGACUGUCAAUAACGUGUAUAAGUAUUGACAUGUGCUCGUUCCAUUUAUGUUACUGUGGAGAGUAUUUUUUUUUUAAAUUGUAAAGACUGCACUUGUAUAUGUUUGACGAAAUAAAUAUUAACGAUCGCCGUGCAUGUGGAAGAAACAUUAUACACGCGAUACGGUAAUGUUGAGUAUUUUAAAAUGAAGAAAAUUUUUAAAGUUUCUGUUAUUCUCGGCGAUACUCAGCCCUAGAUCUGUUACUAUGAACGUAAGUAUA
Molecule: messenger RNA, 2148 nt
Organism: Frieseomelitta varia
Lineage: Eukaryota; Metazoa; Arthropoda; Insecta; Hymenoptera; Apidae
Exons: 5
Coding region: 49-1917 (622 amino acids)
Molecular function (GO): protein binding
Source: RefSeq, a predicted model, not a curated record